Messenger RNA from Ahaetulla prasina, 2827 nucleotides. RefSeq names its product TSC22 domain family member 4 (gene TSC22D4). Gene Ontology annotation, biological process: regulation of transcription by RNA polymerase II. Lineage: Eukaryota; Metazoa; Chordata; Lepidosauria; Squamata; Colubridae. Bases 747 to 2249 code for a protein of 500 amino acids. The record is from RefSeq and is a predicted model, not a curated record. The transcript has 5 exons.
UGGGAGGGGGCUGGACUUCCUGGUGCUGGGACUUGUCAACAGCCGAAGAGGCGAGGAGAGAAGCGGAGCAGGAGAAGGAAGGCGAGCCAGCCGAGCCCCUCCGCCAGCUCGCCCAGCGCAGCCCUGGCCGCGGCUUUGCCCACUGAAGGCCGGCCGUCGCGAGGGGCGCGCGUGGGGCGGGCCGUCCGGCCUCGGGGGGAGCCGAGGGCUAAGAUCUAUCCUGCCCGGUGGGUGGUCGCAGCCCCCAGAGCAGCGGGGAUGCCCUCCGGCCCAGCCCCGCCAUGCCUCGAAGCCGAGCCCAGCCCCGCCGCCCCCUGAGCCGCUGGCCGGGCCGGGAUCGAGGGAAGGCGAGGAAGGAGCGGGCGGACCGCUCAGCCGCUUCGCUCCGCCGAGGAGCCGUCGCCGGAGCCCCGCCGGAGAAAGUUGCAGCUGGGAGUGAAACAAUGCGGGACGCCUGCCAGGCAAAUGCCCCUUAAGCUGGCUUUGCUCCUGGCCAGGGCGCGCCGACCUCUCACCGCUGCCGCCAACCCGCAGAAGCCGCCGCUCACCAGGCGAAGAACCCAGCCGGGGUCUUUGGGGGGGCCUGCCCUGUCCUCAGAUCAGCCCGGGGGCAGACUCCGGACCUGUGCUUCUUCGCUCUUGUGUCGGGUGCAGCCAUGGCCUGGGGGUGGCCGGUUCAGCAGCCCUGCUAGCCCCCCCUACUCUGUUGCCUGGAGAGUCGUGGAGACCCCCGCCCGGUCAGGAUCAUGAACGUGGGGAAGAAGAAGAGCGGGUUCCAGAUUACCAGCGUCACCUCUGACUACGAGAAGGAGGGUCUGUCGGGAGGAGACGGCAAGGGUCCCUCUGCUAGGCCAGCAGGGGGGCUGCCGGAGGGGCCCAACCCUGUGGAAAAUGGCAGUCACCAUCUCAAUGGUGGUGUGGGGCCAAAAAACGGGCCCUCGGCUCCUGGCUCCCCGGGUUCAGCCCCCUUGCACCCGAGCUCCAUCGGCAGCGUGGCCGGUUCUCGCUUUCGUGUGGUCAAGCUGGACCAUGGUUUGGGAGAGCCAUACAAACGCGGGCGCUGGACUUGCCGAGACUUCUACGAACAGGAGAAGGACCACCACCUGAUGGGGCGGCUGGCAGACUCUGCCCGGCAGCCUCAGUCCCUGGACUCGCGCCUGGAAGUGGCUGGCCUGCUGGCGAAGCCCUCCUCGCCCUUCAGCCCCCAGAUGCCACGCAGGGGAGGGCCUUGCCUGCAAUCCCUCCUGGUCCUCCCGGUGCCCGCGGCCUCAACCCACCAGGCCCGGUCUCUGGGGGGUGGCCUGCCUGUUCUCCGCCCUAGUAGGACUCCCCCCAGCCCGGCAUCUUUCCACAGCACCCGAGUUGUGGCAGAGACGCGGCCCCUGGCUCCAGAGGAAGGUGCCCAAGAGCCCGGAGACCCUCCCCAGCCUGACACCAUCCCCGUGGUGAGAGUGGAGGAGCAUCUGCUGCCCAAAAGUGUCACCCAGCUCAUCCCAAGGGAGACGGAAGAGCGGCACAAGAUUUUGCCCAGAGAGACCCGCUCGCGCCCAUCUUCCCCGGCUCCCCUGCUCUUCCGCGAUGCAAGUCCCCAUCGGAGAACCUCGGACCCCUUUGGCGUGGCCCGCUUCAACCUGGCCCGGUCGGUGUUUGGCAUGGGAGCCUCCCACGACAGCGACGAUGACAGAGAGCUGGAGGCAGGAGGAGAGGCAGGAGCGAUGUCUCUGGACCGCCGCCGCCGGGCGUCUGUCCGAUCCCUGGUCACCGCUUACGAGUCUCAGUGGGAGCACCCUGGCUGUGGCUGCUGCCUACUCCCCGAUCCGGGGGCUUCCCCUCGCCCCAGGCAGAGGGGCUGCACCUCUCCGGCUUCAUCCAGGGAGGCCUCCCCACCGCGGGUGAGGAAGCUGAAGGAGACCCCGCCAAACCCCCGGAAGCUGAACAGCUGCCGCCAGAAGGAGGCGGACCAGAGGCUGGUCUCCCUCCUGUUGGUCCUCCACAGCGGAACCAAUAGCAGCAUGAUUGCCAUUGACAACAAGAUUGAACAAGCCAUGGACCUGGUCAAGAGCCACUUGAUGUUCGCCGUGCGGGAAGAGGUGGAAGUCUUGAGGGAGCAGAUCAAAGAACUGUCCGAGCGCAACGCCGCAUUGGAGCAGGAAAACAGCCUCUUGCGCUCCCUGGCCAACGCGGAGCAGACCAGCCACUUUCAAGCUCAGCUCCACGAAAAGAAGCCACCAUCCAGCGGCUCUGCAUGACCCGGGACAGAUGGACAGAUGGACGGACGGACGGACAGAGAGCUGCUGCUGCUGCUGACACUAAGGAGCGCCUGAGGAGAGGGAGCUCGCCAAUGCAGUCCCGCUGAUGUGAACUUGCCUCUUUGGGGUGGGUGGGGGUGGGUGGGGGGCCCAUGCACACCUGUGCGUGUGCGUUUGUGAAACCAGCCUUUGGGGUGGGGGUGGGGUGGGGAACUGGGCUACUAACACACCACGUGCCUUCUGGGGGUGCAAUUUUGCCCCCCACUCUGAAAGGAGCAGGAUGUAUUUCCUAGCAGGGAGGGGGGGUCCAGAGGGGGAAACCCAGCCUCGGAUUGGGGGAUCCCUCCCUCCCUCCCAGAGAUUUUCCUCCCUUAAUCUGGGGGGAGAAUGCUGCACUUGUCUCCCACCCCCCACCCCCCCCCCCGAGACUGAAGUGGGAGGGGCUUUUUUAAGGUACUACGGACAUGGUUCGAAAUUGGGAUGCAGGACUGAGGUUGCGGUGUGUGGAGCUGGCCAUACUUUUAUAACCAGGGCACUUUUGCAGUAUUUCAGGUCAUUAAAGUACCCAACUGUUAAAA